UCUCGUGUGGGCCGGGCGCUGGCGUUUUCCGAAAAGCCCGCGGUGCCGGCGGUGCAGUGGCCCUCGUGGAGCGCGAGAGCGCAAGUGGCCGCGCGCGCGCGAGUGCUUCUCACACUCCGGUGUCUCCGCGUCGCCUCUGCACUGGCGAUUGCCGUAAACUAUUUGGAUUAUUCUUUUUUACGGCCGCGACUGCUUAUAAACCGAUCCGACCCAGGAUAAAUAUUAUUAAAUCUCCGUAAACAAAACACGCUGCGAUGGACACUAGCAAGGCGGAGACGCAAGAUGCGGCUUCGGCGACGCUCGGCGAUGUCAAGUCAUCGUACAUGGACUACGGCCGCGAGCUACGCCCCCAGGCCAUCCAGAUCCCGACCAUCAUCGAGCACCGCGUCAGCGAGGAGCCGUCGCCGCUGCCCUACCCGCAGUACCCGCACAUCUACGGUCACCAGAGCGCCCCGGAGCCAAGCUAUGGCGCCCAGUCGCCGGCGCCGGACUAUGGCACGCAGUCGCCGGCGCCGGCCAGCUACGGCCACGCCGGCGCCCCGGAGCCCGACUACGCCACUCAGUCGCCCGGCCCGGCCGGCUACGACGCGGCCAAGGCGGCCGGCUACGACCUGCCGCCGGCCGGCGACGCGUACGGCGAUGGGUACGACAUGCGCGCGGAGGGCGAGUUCGCGCGGCCGGUGGCCUGGCCCGGCUCGGAGGACGGCUUCCUGCCGGGCCGCGCUGAGUUCGUGCCGCACGGCGACGAUCGCGGCGCGCUGCGCGACGAGGACGUGGGCCAGUUCCGGUACGACGCGGCGGCGUACCGGCCUGAGGGCGGCCGUUACCUGCGCCAGGGCUCGCCGGCCGGCGGCGUGGCCGCCUCGCCGCCACUGCCGCCCAAGUUCGAGCCAGGCGCGCACGAGGCGACGCACAAGCCGUACGACACGGACGGCCUGCCCGUACACAAGGGGUACGACGUGGACGGCAUGCAGCACAAGCCAUACGACACGGACGGGCUGCCAGUGCACAAGAGUUACGACGCCGACGGUCUCCACAAGGCGUACGACACGGACGGCAUGCAGCACAAGCCGUACGAUACGGACGGCAUCCCCGUGCACAAGAGCUACGACACGGAUGGCAUGCACAAGGCGUACGACACGGACGGCAUGCACAAGGCGUACGACACGGAGAGCAUUCACAAGCCGUACGACACGGAUGGCCUUGCCGUGCACAAGGCGUACGACGAGCCAGGCAAGUUCGACGGACUGGGUAAGCUGUAUGAACAUUCACCGGCGGGCGGCGCCGACAAGGAGACGUUCCCCUACUCGCCCGGCUCGAUCAAGCAGACGACCAUUAAGCUGGAGAGCCUGAGCACCUACGACGGCAGUGGCAUGGCGCCGUGUGGCGAGGAGGUCGACAAGCCUGUGCCGGAGCAGGAGCAGCAGCCGGAGCCGAUGCCACCGGCGGGAGCGGCGGCGGAGCCGGAGCCGGCGGAGAAGCCGACCAAGCGCGGCGCUCCCGGCGUCCGGCGUCAGGAGAAGCCCCCUUUCUCCUACAUCGCCCUCAUCCACAUGGCGAUCCAGAGCUCGCCGACCAAGCGGCUCACGCUAAGCGAGAUCUACCGCUUCCUCCAGGAGCGCUUCACCUUCUUCAAGGGCAGCUACCAAGGCUGGAAGAACUCGGUGCGCCACAACCUCAGCCUGAACGAGUGCUUCAUCAAGCUGCCCAAGGGCCUGGGCCGGCCGGGCAAGGGCCACUACUGGACGCUCGACCCGGCCGCCGAGUACAUGUUCGAGGAGGGCAGCUCGCGGCGGCGUCCGCGCGGCUUUCGGCGCAAGUGCCGCCACCCGCUGAAGUCGUUCGGCUACUACCCGGCCAACAGCGGCAUCGCCAGCAGCGGCUACGACCCGGCGCAGGGCCUGCCGGCCGCGCAGCCGCCCACCUACAGCGCCGACUACAGCAGCUACACGCAGCUCAGCCCGUCGUCCUGCACCUACGGCCAGGCGCAGGCCGGCUACAACCCGCUGAUCGGCCUGGCCGGCUCGUACAUGCCGGCGCCGCCCGGCGCCGCCGCCCCUGGCCCCGCCGGCUACGAGUACAACCUGGCGGCCGUGCCGCCGGCCGGCGCCGGCUACGGCUCCGGCUACGGCGAGAAGGAGGCGGCGUGGUCGGGGCUGGGCGCCGUGUCCGGCCCGCCGCUGACGGGCUGCCUGCGGCCGCCGCACAGUCCCACGCCCGCCGAGCAGGGCUCGCCGGGCUCCCUGUCACCCUCGUCGGCUGACCCGUCCAGCUCGCUGUCGGCGGCCGGCGCCGGCGGCGGCGGCGGCUACACCCUGACGCCCAUGUCGACCGCCUCGCCCCACAUCACCUCGCACGGCCACCCGCCACACCCCCUGCCCUCCAUGCAUUGCGACAGCGAGUUCCCAGGUAUAUCCGGCCUGCCGCCGUCAACCUCGCCAAUCAGCACCUACUACGACAACGGCAUCAACUCGUACUCGGUGUCCAGCUACUCGACGCAGUGA
Messenger RNA from Pollicipes pollicipes, 2504 nucleotides. RefSeq lists its product as uncharacterized. The record is from RefSeq and is a predicted model, not a curated record. The transcript is spliced from 4 exons. Gene Ontology annotation, biological process: animal organ morphogenesis; regulation of transcription by RNA polymerase II. Gene Ontology annotation, molecular function: DNA-binding transcription factor activity, RNA polymerase II-specific; RNA polymerase II cis-regulatory region sequence-specific DNA binding. Gene Ontology annotation, cellular component: nucleus. NCBI's taxonomy places the organism in Eukaryota, Metazoa, Arthropoda, Thecostraca, Pollicipedomorpha, Pollicipedidae. The coding region runs from base 255 to 2504 and encodes 749 amino acids.